AUGUCGCAUUCUCACGAUCACGAUGCUGGCGUUAGCCACUCCCACGACGACCCUUUCAAUGGCCAUGGCCACUCCCAUGACAUCCUCGAUGGUCCCGGCUCAUACCUCAACCGCGAAAUGCCGCUGAUCGAAGGCCGUGACUGGAAAGACCGUGCUUUUACCAUCGGUAUUGGAGGACCCGUCGGCUCUGGCAAGACUGCCCUCAUGCUAGCCCUUUGCCACGCACUCCGCGAUCAAUAUAACAUUGCCGCCGUUACCAACGAUAUCUUUACCAGAGAAGACGCGGAAUUCCUAACCCGCCACAAAGCCCUCGCACCCAACCGCAUCCGCGCCAUCGAAACAGGCGGCUGCCCGCACGCCGCCGUCCGCGAAGACAUAAGCGCAAACCUACUCGCCCUGCAAAACCUCCAACGCCAAUUCACCACCGACCUACUCCUAAUCGAGUCCGGCGGCGAUAAUCUCGCAGCCAACUAUUCGCGCGAAUUGGCCGAUUUCAUUAUCUACGUUAUUGACGUUGCGGGCGGCGAUAAGGUUCCCAGGAAGGGCGGGCCUGGAAUUACAGGCUCGGAUCUUUUGGUUGUUAAUAAGAUUGAUCUUGCUGAGGCCGUGGGUGCUGAUCUUAAGGUUAUGGAACGGGAUGCGGGGAAGAUGAGGGAGGAUGGUCCGACUGUUUUUGCGGUUGUUAAGGAUGGGAAGGGGAUGGAGCAUAUUGUUAAUUUGAUUAUUAGUGCUUGGAAGGGGAGUGGGGCUUAUGAUGUUAGCUUGCAGCGGUGGAAGGAGGGGGCGAUCAGAGGGUCGGGGAGUGUUGAUGAGUAG
Penicillium waksmanii is the source of this 816-nucleotide messenger RNA. RefSeq names its product urease accessory protein UreG. The record is from RefSeq and is a predicted model, not a curated record. Lineage: Eukaryota; Fungi; Ascomycota; Eurotiomycetes; Eurotiales; Aspergillaceae. The transcript has 3 exons. Gene Ontology annotation, molecular function: nickel cation binding; GTPase activity. The coding region runs from base 1 to 816 and encodes 271 amino acids.